Contarinia nasturtii (swede midge) is the source of this 3570-nucleotide messenger RNA. RefSeq names its product GRAM domain-containing protein 2B-like. The record is from RefSeq and is a predicted model, not a curated record. The transcript is spliced from 7 exons. Gene Ontology annotation, molecular function: sterol binding; sterol transfer activity. Gene Ontology annotation, cellular component: plasma membrane; endoplasmic reticulum-plasma membrane contact site; endoplasmic reticulum membrane. Bases 895 to 2850 code for a protein of 651 amino acids. NCBI's taxonomy places the organism in Eukaryota, Metazoa, Arthropoda, Insecta, Diptera, Cecidomyiidae. Gene Ontology annotation, biological process: intracellular sterol transport.
AAAGAAGAGGAAAAACCUACAAUCGGCGAGAUCUUGAACAUUACAAGUUGUGUUGUCGACAACAGAGCACUGUGUGUACAGAAAUUAAAGAAGCACAUCAACGUAAAACAAGUAAAUAAGUUUGAAAUGAAGUGAAGUAUAUCGUUCAACGACGUCGACUGUUUUGUGCUCACUUAAACAGAGAGUGCACGAGAUUUAUGUAUAAAGACAAGCUCUUUAUGCUAAAAAAUCAACGACAAAAAUCAUUCGAACACUUAUACAAUUUUCCACGUCAAUAAUAAACGUGUAUAUUUUAUGUGAACGCAAACAGUUUGAUUUUCAGUAAAAAAAAAUUGAUGACCAACACAUAAUCCAUACUUUUGAUUAUUCAUAAAACAGAAACUGAGACGGAAAACAAAUACCACUUUACAAAUAUUUAACACUUGGUACGCACCAUUGUCGCCUGAAAGGUUUUAACAGAGAGGAGAAAAAAAGUGAUUGGGAUAGACAGAACGGGAAGUAAAGUAUGAGUUUGUGUCUGUUUGUAUAAGAGCAUGGCGACGGCACCCAGUCAAUAAAAUUGGAUGUGUUUGUGUGUUGGUUGGAUGGGUGAAGUGUUGUUGUUCGAAGAAAGAAGCCGGAAGAAAGCCGUAACGCCUAUCCACACCCAAACCACUGCCUAAGGUGAAAUGGUCAAAAAGUGUUCUCUACAAAUUAUAAUAUAACGUGCAUUUUGAUUUGAGGAUAUCAUUUUAUUCAUUGUUUACAACGAAUGCAAAAAUCCAAACAAAAAAAAUCAUAGACUCGGUGAUAUUAUAAUUAUGCAUAAAUAAACGGGGGUGAUAUUGCGGAUUGGCCGCACAAAUACAUUUUUUUUUCUCGUCUUUCGUGGCACGCAUGGUGCUUUAAUGAGCUAUGACACGCAAUGUUAUGUUUUGUUUCCUACAAAAUUUGACCACAUCGAGAAAACAACAACAUCAGCUGCAAGGCUCUAGUACCAGUAGUAAAAUCAGUGAUGGCACAAUAUUUGGUGUAUCUAAAGCCAAAGGUGGCCCAAAAACCAAAUUAAAAUGUGAAAUCGCAAAUGCUGACGAUAGUAUUUCCAAAACUCUUACGGUUAAUGGAAAAGCCAAGAAAAAAUCAUCUUCCAAAUCGAAAUUCUUUUUACGAAAAUCCAGAUCUACCAAUAGUGUUUCAUUAAGCGUACGAUCACCAUUAACGGACUCAAAACAACGCUUGUCGCCAAAACAGCAAAAUCUGGUUUCAAGCAGUGAAUCAUCCUGUUUUGCGGUCAACAACGACAAACCAAAUGGUAACAACAGUGGUGACAUUGAUAGUAAACCAACGAAACGGAAAUCAUUAAGCGAUGUUCAAGCGAACCUAACACAAUCUUCAAUUAAAAAUGAUUUAAGUAAAAAAAGUCAAAUUGAUUGCUCACAAUUAAAACCGGUUGUGUCUAAUAUGAUGCCAAACAUGACGGGACCAGAAGCUGGUACAGUUCCAUCAUCAACUCAGGAAUAUCUUCUGCCGCCAACAAAUGUAAGCUUGUCAUCGAACUCGAGCUUAAACUCAAGUUCCGUCAAGUCAACGAAUACUAAAUCAAAUGACGGUACAUCCACCGACAAAAAAAGAAAGCAAAUGAGUAGUAGUCGCCAGAAAAAAUUUCACCGACGUUUCAAACAAGUUGCAAUGGAUGAAGAACUGAUCAACUAUUUUUCGUGUGCAUUUGUUAGUGAUAUUUUGCUGCAAGGUUAUAUGUACAUUACCAAAAAUUAUAUUGCUUUUUAUUCGAACGUGUUUGGAUACGUUACAAAAUUGCUCAUACCAGUGACGUCUGUAGCUAGAAUAUCGAAGGAAAAAACGGUCAAAAUAUUUCCGAAUGCAAUUGCUGUAGCAACUGUUGAUGAGAGACACGUUUUUUCGAGCUUUUUAAGUCGAGAGGCGGCAUAUCAGUUGAUGAUUAGUGUAUGGAAGGAAGCGUUACCAAUGAGUGAAAUUGAUAUGACAGCAUCAGCAGCGCAACUAAGAGUUUGCACGGCGAUCCAUGAAAAGAGUAAAACACAAAACUCUUUCGAGUCGAAAUCGUCGAUUUUUGAGAAAGUGACGAUGUCAUCAACGUUACAAGUUGUAAAUCAACGCAGAAAAAACUCAAUUAGUGGAAUAUCUGAGAUAGAUGAUGAAAGUAGUUCGGCAAUAAGUGGAAAUGAAGGACUGGCACAAUUGAUUCAAUCGAAGAAUGCACUUUUGAACGGCGAAGCCGUUUCGAAUGAUCAAUCAAAUGCAAACAAUAGUAGCUCUAGCUGUAAUUCAAAUAAUACCAAUCCAUCAUCUAAUGAUUUAGUAGUCGGACGAGAACAAAUAUCUGAUGUGAAUAUCUUAAAGGAAUCCAAUUCGUUCACAUCAACACCAAAAUCGAAUGGAUUUUGUUUCAAUGGAAAUUCCACCAUCACAUUUUUCAAGCUUAAAAUUCCACGUACAAUUCACAUUGCGUAUUUUGGUCUAUCGUUGGUUAUUAUUUUGGCACUUAUGGCUGGAUUCCUUUUCUAUCACAUCUCUGAAAUUAAAAAUGCACGACAAAUGGGGAUAUUUGCCAAUGGCGAAAUAAAUACGGAAAUACCAAAUGUGAAUAUGUAUGCAGAAAUGCUAAAGUGGCAAAAAGAUAUGCAAACACAAAGGGUUCAGUUGACGAAAAAUGUUCUUGCCAACAAUUUAGAACAAAUUUCUCAGAUUAGUGAUAGUCUUCAAACUCUUUCAUCAUUGAUUCAUUCGAAUGAAGUGAACAACAAUGUGAACGAUGAGAUAUCAUCGAUAUUGAGCGAUUGCAAUAGUUUAGAAGCAUGCCUUGUGGAGCAAACACCUGAACAACCUUGACGGAAUCAUUGAAUUGCUCAAAUUAUUUGAUUUUUUUUUUUUGGACGAUUUGUGUAUAAAUUGUUAUGUUAACACAAUUGUUCGAAUCGAUUGCACUGUAUUACAAGCUUCCAUGUAAAUUUUAAUGCUGUUGAACAUAGUUUGACCUAAUAUAUUAGAAUCUUUCUUUGACAUGAGAGGUUUGCUAUUGAAACUUAAGAAAAGUAAAAAAAAAUAUCUGUGAAUAUUUCGUAGUGAUUUCAAAUGAAAUUAACGAAACUACAGAGUUAAACUCAGGAUGACUCUUAUUGCACGCCGAAUCAAAAAAUGGAAAUUGGGACGUUUUAGUACUAAUUUAUGCGUAUAUAUAUCAUUAUUUAUUAUUGUAGCAAUGAAUUGAAUUCAAAUUGAAAGUGUUCGCAUGUAAUUUGUUUGUCUUGAUUUCAUGUUGAUCACGAAUAAUGUAUUCAGCCAAAUCAAACAAAAUUCAACUGUUCGCAUCAUUAAUUAAAAGAUAAUUGUGGAAUUAGUUUAUUUUUAAAAUUUUGUAUCAAUUUGAUUUCGGCUUCACUCAUUUUGCUUGGAAAUCACAGAAUUAUCGGAAACAUAUUUAUUAUUAUGGUUAUAAACCCAUGUAAACGAAAAGGAACACAGGACAAAUAUUUUAUAUUGAUUGUAUUAUACAAAUAAAAAAAAUUACCAUUACACAAUGUGUAAAUUCUGGAACAAAUAAUAUCUAAA